GACUAUGAGUGAGCCGAGGCUACUGGCUACAUCUUCAGGAUUGUAUCACCACCUACACGAUUCAUAGUUGGUAUUUCCCCUUCCUAUUUAUCACAUAGACGGAGUUCAUAGCAGAUUAUGCUUCUCUUCUUCUCAUAGACCAUCUCCCGCCUCCUCUCCAAGUCCCUUUUCAUUCCUCAGUGCGGGGUACCCAAGGCAAGAUGACACACCCAACUGCUUCACGCGAGAAAGCAAUGAAAGCCGUUGAAGCUAUUUUCGAGCGGUACCUCCUAAUCGCGAAAUCAACGAAUUUUACCGGCUUCGACAAACACAUAAUGUCCACCGUAAAAGUCGUUGACGCAACUAUGGGCGGAACGGUGACUUUUGAGCUCCCCCUCGAUGAGCGGUACGGAAAUUUGAAUGGUGUCAUGCAUGGUGGUGCCGCUGGUGUUAUCUUUGAUAUGUGUACCACGAUUGCGCUUGGUCCUUUGGCGAAGCCGGGAUUCUGGGAUUUCUUAGGCGGCGUGACGAGGACGUUGAGUAUUAGUUAUUUGAAAGCUAUUCCUAUCGGAACAACGAUCCGUGUUUAUAGCGAAGUAAUGCAAGUUGGCAGGACUAUGGCUCUGAUUCGAGGUACAAUGACGAGUCUUGACCGGAAGACUGUUUAUUGUACGUGUGAGCAUCACAAAGUGGCUGUUCCGACGAGGAAAGAGCAUUUGGAGCACGUGGUGGAGUGGGAUGGGCUUUGGGCCAAAGAUGGGGAGGGUAAGGCUAAGUUAUGAGGGUGGUGGGACGUUGUAGCUGAGAACUGUCAGAGAGAGAAGAACUGGAAGUUAAGUGGCACUGCUUCUGUGAGUAAAGUCUUCAGUAUCUUACUACCUUUUGGACAUUGUGCUAUGCAAAGUACUAGGCCGGAAAUAGAAUAUUAAAUGAGAGAAGAGCACGAGACAUCCACGAACAUUAUAUAUAUUUUUGAAGUUUAUAAACACGAAGGGUAUCAUCACCUUCUUGGAGCCUUUGAGGAUCUAACCAGACUCAUGGUCCUUUCCUUUUCGCUUUGUUCCAAGACACUAAAGUCACGACUCGGCCUAACUUUCACACCUGGGCAGCACCCUCCUCGUGCAGGCCAUUGUGUCUCUCACGCCUCUAAGGAUCAUUCACAUCAACUGAAUUCUUGAAUCUAAUGAUCCUCAUCCAAGCAGGUCAAGAAAGUCAGCUUUGCGAC
This is a messenger RNA of Mollisia scopiformis, 1204 nucleotides long. RefSeq lists its product as uncharacterized. The record is from RefSeq and is a predicted model, not a curated record. NCBI's taxonomy places the organism in Eukaryota, Fungi, Ascomycota, Leotiomycetes, Helotiales, Mollisiaceae. The transcript has 4 exons. The coding region runs from base 201 to 761 and encodes 186 amino acids. Gene Ontology annotation, molecular function: fatty acyl-CoA hydrolase activity.